Molecule: messenger RNA, 2173 nt
Organism: Pararge aegeria (speckled wood butterfly)
Lineage: Eukaryota; Metazoa; Arthropoda; Insecta; Lepidoptera; Nymphalidae
Product: ommochrome-binding protein-like
Exons: 2
Coding region: 65-1006 (313 amino acids)
Source: RefSeq, a predicted model, not a curated record
CACCGUGCUGUGUUGACGUUGGCUUGUGUAUACUGUGCCGGUGAGAGUGGACGAUGUUUGGAUAAUGCGCUUACUAAACGAUACGACAAUGCUCUUCACGUUAAUAAUCAUCUAUAUAGCGUCUGUGAAAUCAAACGAACUUGAAACAAGUACAAUAAGUUCCACUGAAUUUGAAUCAGGACUUGUGAAAGCGGAAAAAAAUGAUACCUGUACGACUUGUAUAAAAAUUAACACAACGUGUUACAACGUUUCCUACCUUUUCGAAAUUGAUGCUCCUUUUAGAAGCACUAUAAUCAUCAGCAAACUAAGUGUUAUGAGAUCUACGAACACUCUAUAUUACAGCUUCGAGCCUAAAAUUGAAGAUGACGAGUAUUAUAAAAUUGGAUUUACUAAUUUGGACGAUCCAGUUAACAGCAGUGUAAUUUCGGGCGGAAAACAAAUUAUGAACUUCGGCACCUUUGAUAUUGAUCAAGAUAACGGUUUGGUUUAUUUAGGAGGCAGCGAUGGAGUUUAUGUUUUCGACACCAAGAUGAACAGAGUAGCUCCAUACAGCUCUCGCGGAGAUACUGUUAUGAAUGUUUUUUUCAAAGGAAACAUUUAUUUUGUCCGUUAUGGCGAAUUUAAGAUAGUUAAAAAGAAAGGCGACACUUUCGAUAUUUUGAUCGACUUUAUGCCCGUCAAAAUGUUUGUGAUUAAUAAGUAUAACGUUAUAGUUUUUCUAAGUUUCUACGGACUUUUCGUUAAAAGAGGUGAUGAGACUAUGUGGUUAUCUAAGAAUGCUUUUUUCAGAGGUUUAGUUAUAGAUAAUCACGAUGUUAUAUAUGCUUGGUGGAUCGACGGUAUUUAUCAAGUUGUAAUUGAACCUAAGUUAGGAGAUUCGAGGAUUGUAAAAGUAGCAAACAUUCCCUCAAUAGGAGCAGUAACAUUUGACAAGGAAAAUAAUUUCCUGUUCACGGCGGGCAAAAGUUUGUACAGGCUAAUAGAAACGGCGUUGAAAGUUUGUUAAUUAAUGUUUUACUUUGCUAUGUUGUUUUAUUAAGGUAAUUUGACGCCUAUUCUCGUUUAAUAGUGUACUUAGAUUAAAUUGACUAGACUCCGUUAACUACGGAUUAAUUAAUGUAAAGUGAUACUUUGGGUUUGUCUAUAACUUAUUAACGCUAUACGGUAACUGUUUUAUUGACUGUGUACAGCAAUUAAUAUAGCUAUUACCUACUUCAGUGCAACCAGUGGUUUGAUAGCGAAAGUUUGAUUAUCACAUAACGAUGCGAUGGCACUCUCGCAUAAUUGCGUAUUUAGGUGAAGAGUGGAAUCAUCAUCGUCUUCAACCUAUUUACGGACCAGUCAGGUGUUCACUCUCUUGUUAGAGAGGGAUUUGUAGCUUAGAUCCACCACGCUCCUCCAGUGCGGGAUUGCGAACCUUAACGAUGUUUUAUUACAUGUGUACGAUAACUUGGAACAAUAAGUCAAUUGAUGUUUCCGCUAUUUAAGAAUAAUAACAACUCAUAUUAAAAAUGGUUUUUGUUACGCUGUAAAAGAUAUUACUAUGUUAACAUUUUAUUUUUUAUUUUUCAUUAAAUAAAUAAAUAACAAUUCAUACUGCAUACUACACGCUAUGGUGUAGUGGUGCUUAAAGUGCUCUUCAAGAUUGUGUGACGUAUGUUUGUUGUCGCCAUCAAUUUCAAACCUCGGGGCAAUUUUUUUUUUUUUUUUUAUAUUCUGGGGUAAUUUUCGUUCGUAACUGUAAUAGAGCCAAGGAUCUCGUGAUCCGUAUUCGAACAUGCGUACCAACGAGGCUGUUAGUCAUACAAUGUAUAAUAUGUAGUUAUACAGAAACAACACAACAGAGUUUUGCAUUGCGUAGUCUUCAUCAUUACCGGCCCACUUCAGGGCACGGGACUGGCAGAAAAAUAAGUGUUUAGGCCGUUGUCUACCACGCUGGCCAAGUGCGGAGUGGUAUACUUCACACGCCGUCAAGAACUUUAUGGAGAACUCUCAGGUAUGUAGGUUUCCUCGCGAUGUUUUCCUUCCCCGUUUAAAGCAAGUGAUAUUUAAUUUGCUAAAAUUAAAACGCACAUUACUCCGAAAAGCCAGUGGAGUGUGCCCGGGCUCGAACUCGGUGGUCACCAAAGGAAAGCCGAAACCUUACCCACUAGGCUAUCACCGCAUUGCGUAA